Messenger RNA from Glycine soja, 852 nucleotides. RefSeq names its product ankyrin repeat-containing protein At5g02620-like. NCBI's taxonomy places the organism in Eukaryota, Viridiplantae, Streptophyta, Magnoliopsida, Fabales, Fabaceae. Gene Ontology annotation, cellular component: plasma membrane. Gene Ontology annotation, molecular function: protein phosphatase regulator activity; protein phosphatase 1 binding. The coding region runs from base 88 to 852 and encodes 254 amino acids. The transcript has a single exon. The record is from RefSeq and is a predicted model, not a curated record.
UUCAAGCAUCUGACCUCUUUGUGAUUUUUUCAAUGUCUAUCCUAAACUAGUCAUUAUUAAUUGCAGAAUGUACGCUGCUUGUUAUCAAUGGAGGGUAUCAACAUCAAUGCUACAAACAAGGCUGGAGAGACUCCUCUUGAUGUUGCAGAAAAAUUUGGAAGUCCAGAACUUGUCUCCACAUUGAGGGAUGCUGGGGCUGCCAAUUCUACUGAUCAAAGGAAACCUCCAAAUGCAUCAAAGCAACUCAAGCAGACUGUCAGUGACAUAAAGCAUGAUGUACAAUCCCAACUCCAGCAGACACGUCAGACUGACAUGAGGGUCCAGAAAAUUGCAAAGAAGCUGAAAAAGCUCCACAUUAGUGGGCUGAACAACGCGAUAACCUCUGCUACUGUUGUUGCCGUUCUUAUUGCUACAGUUGCUUUUGCAGCCAUCUUCACAGUCCCCGGUCAAUACGUUGAAGGCAAAACACAUGGAUUUUCACUUGGACAAGCAAAUAUAGCAAACAAUGCAGCUUUCCUAAUAUUUUUUGUGUUUGACAGCCUGGCAUUGUUCAUCUCUCUGGCAGUAGUGGUGGUUCAAACUUUUGUCGUUGUGAUUGAGCAAAAGGCAAAGAAGCAGCUUGUUUUUGUCAUUAACAAGCUCAUGUGGAUGGCUUGCCUUUUCGUUUCCAUUGCCUUCAUUCCUCUUACAUACGUCGUGGUGGGAUCACACUCCAAAUGGCUUGCAAUAUAUGCUACAGUGAUUGGAAGCUUGAUAAUGCUCUCUACAAUUGGCUCCAUGUGCUAUUGUGUAAUUUUGCACAGGAAGGAGGAGACAAAAUUGAGAGCCGAGAGCCGUGAUGCUGCAAUUUAG